UCAUCUCUCUAUAAAGAAAUUCUCUCCCACCCCACAAGCAAAGCACCUUUAACUUUUUCAUUUCUCUUUUCAAAAAUAAAAAUUUCAAGAACCCUCUCUCUCUCUCUCUCUCUCACAUCACAAGUGUCUAGUACUUUUUUCUUGAAUUAACAUUUUUGAAACCUUUUAAUUUAAUUUUCUGGGUUUCUGUGCAUUUUGUUGGGAUCUAAAUUCACAAUUUUAAUGGGUUUCUCACAAGAAACCUGCACUGAUUCCACAGACAUUUUCAACACACAAACUAUUCCAUAUGCUACUGUUUCUCUACUUUCCUCUCAUUACUGUCACCACAACAAUUACCACAAAUUUCGAACCUUUUUCAAAAAAAUGAUCUGGGAAUUCGGUUUUUCAUGUGUUGGUGGUAACCCUUCUUCUUCUUCUUCUUCUAAGAGAAACAUGAGUUGUCUAAACGACGAAAACAGCCACAAAACGACGAAGAGUUUUGAACACAGCAAAGCUUGGUUACUUGCUGAGUCUGGACCAGAAUUGAACAAUGCUGACCCUCAAUCUGUUCACUCUUCUUUCAGAUUUAGUUUCUGUUCUCAAGUUGAGUUGGAUUCGUUGAACAUGAGUUCUUCCACUGCUGCUACCGUUUUGAUGGUCAAUUUGGAUAAUGGGGUUUUUGAAUCUCGUUCUAGGGAGUUGAAAUUGAGGAGAAUGGAGUCUUUGGAGAAGACUAUUUCUCCUGUUACUCAUUCUUUGAUCAGGUUUCGCUUUGCUGAUAUUCUCUCUGCUACUAGGAAUUUCUCCAAAGGUAGGGUAUUGGGAAGAGGGGCAUUGAGCUGUGUUUAUAGGGGAAGAGUUGGGCUAUUGAGAAAUGCUGUAGCAAUUAAACAGUUGGACAAGGAAGAUAAGGAAUCUGCAAAGGCCUUUUGUAGAGAAUUGAUGAUUGCUAGCUCUCUUCAUAGUCCAAAUGUUAAUCCACUUGUGGGUUUUUGUAUUGACCCUGAGGAGGGUUUGUUUUUGGUUUACAAGUAUGUCUCAGGAGGAAGCUUGGAGCGCCACUUGCACGGGAGGAAGAAAAAUGGGAAGGGUAGUUCACCACUUCCAUGGUCUGUGAGGUACAAGGUUGCAAUUGGGAUUGCAGAAGCUGUGGCUUAUCUGCAUAGUGGAACUGAAAGAUGUGUUGUUCACAGAGACAUUAAGCCCUCCAACAUUCUGCUUUCUUCUAAGAAAACUCCAAAGUUAUGUGAUUUUGGAUUAGCCACAUGGACUUCUGCACCUUCAGUCCCUUUCCUUUGCAAAACAGUCAAAGGAACAUUCGGAUAUUUGGCUCCUGAGUAUUUCCAACACGGGAAAGUAUCGGAUAAGACGGAUGUUUAUGCUUUUGGAGUGGUUUUAUUGGAACUCAUUACUGGUCGAAAACCAAUCGAAACAAAAAGGUCUCCAGGAGAGGAGAACUUAGUCUUAUGGGCUAAACCUUAUCUGCAAAAAGGAAAAGGAGCCAUUGAAGAGUUGCUUGAUCCUCGACUGAAGUGCAAUUUGAGAUCCUCAAAUCAAAUGGGUAGAAUGAUUGAAGCAGCAGCAGCCUGUGUCACAAAUGAAGAAUCUAGGAGACCUGACAUACAUGAGAUUAUUGCGAUACUGAAAGGCGAAGAAGAACCCAUUUUCUCUAAAAGAAAAAAGUCGAGUUUUCUUGGGAAUGGAUGUGUGAUUGAUUGUUAUUCUCAAUUACAACAAACAAACAAUGAGAUGAAAAGUCACUUGGCUUUGGCAAUGCUAGGAGUUUCAGAGUUUGAGGAUGAUGAUUAUCUCUUUGAUCGUUAAAACAUGACGAUAACAGCAAUAUAACUUUAGUUUUUGACAUGAUUUUCACUAGAGUGUUAAAGGGAAUUCCAGUUGUAAAUAGAAAUAGAAGCUCAGAUGAAAAGAUUGUUGUGUGUAGAUAUCUUUCCUUUUCCUUUUCUCAAAGGCUAUAAAAUGCUACAGAUUUUCAUUUGUUAACCAAGUGGUCGGGUUUAAGUUGUCAAUGAGGUUCAGUUUUUGACGAAUCGUUUAGAAGAACCUGAAUUUAAAUUCUGGUUAGAAUAAUAUUUGAAUAGAUUUUAUUUGUCUCA
Messenger RNA from Cicer arietinum (chickpea), 2093 nucleotides. RefSeq names its product probable serine/threonine-protein kinase PBL7. Gene Ontology annotation, biological process: protein phosphorylation. The record is from RefSeq and is a predicted model, not a curated record. Lineage: Eukaryota; Viridiplantae; Streptophyta; Magnoliopsida; Fabales; Fabaceae. Gene Ontology annotation, molecular function: ATP binding; protein kinase activity.